AUGGGGGAUUCACUUAGCUCGUGGGACGCCAGAGUCGUCUCAAAGGCGUCUGGCGAGUUGAGCAUGAGGACCGCCGAGAGUAUCCAGCUGGUGAACUCCUUCGUGCUGCUGACGGGCUGGCUCGCCAUCGAGGCGAGCAGGGCUUCGGCACUUGUCGACGACGGGGGCGACUCGUGCCUCGGUUUCGGCGAGGGUUCUCCCUGGUGCGGCGGCUGGUUCUCUCUCCGGUCUCCCUUCACCUUGUCUCGACGCGCACUCCCCGUCCUCGUCCUCCUCAGUCGUGAACUCAUCGUCCUCCUCUGCGAUGGGAGGCAGCGGGGUACCAGGUAAAGUUGCGAGUUGUGAUCGCUUGGCGAAUUUCGUUCAGGAUGCGCACGUAAUCACGGUUGGUGUUGAUUCCCGGGCAGAGGUAAAAACACUGUUGGGCUUUCGGCUCGGACUUGCGUGUGCGCUUGACCUUGUAUUUGGCAAGUUUGAGGAACGGGUACGUCGCCCCCGGCGGGAGAGGGUGCCCGUGCCACAUCUCGUACGGCGACUUCUUCUCUGGGUUGGAUGUGGUGGAGGUGCAGUUCAGGGCGUUGCAUGACCAAGCUAUGGCCUCGGCCCAAAGGGAUGGGUAGUUCGGUGCUCCGGGGUAAAGAGUUGGCGCUUGGAUACGGGCGGCUAGUGCUGCAUCCUUGAUCAGACCCAGUGCUCUCUCAGCUACACCGUUGUAUUCUGGGCUGUGCGCGGGGGUGAACUCCUGUUUGAUGCAGUACUUCCGGCACACCCUGCCGAACUUUCCCUCAAAGAACUCUCCUCCGUUGUCAGAUCUCACGACCAUGACAUCGGACGGGGCACCGUUUGCCCGGUUUUCGGCAAGGUAUCUCUCGAAUGCCUCAGCUGCGUCUGAUUUGUGCUUCAGGAAAUAGACACGGUUCCACCUUGUGUAAUCAUCCUUGACAAUGAGAGUUGUACCACUUUCCCCCCAAGCUCUGCACCCUAGCUUCUCCACUCAAAUCCACGAAAACUCGCUGCAGUUUUUUAGCUGCUCGGGUCGACGGCUUGUUGGGGAUGGGCUUGGAAAGCCCCUUCGCCGUCGAGCACCCCAGGCACUCCCGGAGCUCGCCCACUAGCGUCGUCCCCUGCAGCUUCGCCGUGGUCCUCAGCAGCACCUCGUGGGAAUGGCCGUGCACGCAGUGGAAAUCGUUGAUGUCAACGUUGUAGUCUUGUCGAGGAACGUGUGCAACCCGUUCCAACGACAGGCGGGACAGACAAUAAACGGCACGUGUGCUGUCUGAGUUCUCCAAUGUGUGCUAGGUACCAAAUGCCUUUGAAACACGGCUUGCGGUUUCCAAGGCGAUAUCGUACCUAGCGUACCAAGGGAAUCAACUCAUUGCAUUGCUAGUGCCUGCGUCGCCCUGUAGCUGGCAGUGUUUCCUGUAGUACAUCAAACAUCAACCGUUGUCCCUGUUGCCGCCAUGAAAACAAUGAAACAGCCCAUACACUCCCACCAUGUGUGGACUCCAUCAGACUGUUGUUGAGUACAGUACCAGUGGCCGAGCUUCGCGUUGGUUUCCUCCAACGUACAUGUACAUCGCCCGCACAAUACUGUACAGGUCUACGAGCUCGGAGAACCGGAGGCGUCGGAUUCGUCUGCGCUAUUGCUGGCGGGAGGUCCAACGCCUGUAGGUCCCACGCCCUAUGUUGAAGACGCUGCAGAUUCCUCGUCCGCAUCGUGCACUGCUUCCCCUGGCGCUGGCGGCCCUCUGAAGAUGAUACUGCUGUCCUUCGUAGGGUUGGUGUUCAUGUUUGUUGCUCUGUAAGUGUGGGCUACCGUGACGAGAGGGAAAUUGGUGUUGGCGUGGAAUGAUUCAGCUAAAGGUCGAGAGAGCAAAGAGCAUCAUAUUUUUUUUGUCGGUCCUCUGAAUGUAGUCUAUUGUUCAAAGCACCCUAGCACACUCAUUGUUGUGGUUGUUGUCGUCGUCGUCUUCUUGUCGUUGUUUCCGGAGUUGUAGGUUGUUUUUGUUGCUACUGUUGUUGCUCUGUAGUUAUAAAUUGUUUGUUGCGACUGCGAUGUUGCUGCUGUUGUAAUUGUGAUCUUCAUUGCUAAUUGACAUUCCAUUCCAACAAAUCAAGUUUGAUGAGAAGGGGGUUGAUGGUGAUGUGAGGAAGUAAAUGAUUCCGUGUUGAAUAUUUCUUUCUCACGUGCUGUAUGUGUCAUUCGGAUUAUGGUAAGGACGCCUGUGGAUGAGGUGCAGAGGACAGGAGUAAGCAUCAUAGUGUUGAUAUGGUUGUUUGGGUAGGAUCAGUGCAAUAACAGGGGAGUAUUGGAUUGCCUUGCGCCUCGAACUCCCCGUUUCAGUCUAUGCAUACGUAGCUCG
Molecule: messenger RNA, 2363 nt
Organism: Ectocarpus sp. CCAP 1310/34
Lineage: Eukaryota; Phaeophyceae; Ectocarpales; Ectocarpaceae
Source: the annotation of a GenBank genome assembly